Messenger RNA from Ascochyta rabiei, 696 nucleotides. RefSeq lists its product as uncharacterized. The transcript has a single exon. The coding region runs from base 1 to 696 and encodes 231 amino acids. The record is from RefSeq and is a predicted model, not a curated record. NCBI's taxonomy places the organism in Eukaryota, Fungi, Ascomycota, Dothideomycetes, Pleosporales, Didymellaceae.
AUGUUCGCACAAACUCCCCUACGAACUCGCGCAGCCGCCAGGACUGUCGCCGCUCAAGCCACACGCACCUACACCUCGCGCGCCGCAGAGAUGCCCGCCCGAAGCGCGCCCAUCCGCACGCUGCUGCGCACCUCGACUUUGCGUGCAUCCACGACAGCCGUCCAGCGCACUUCUCCCUACCUCACAUCCCAGCUGCACACACAAACCCAAUCGCAACUGCGCUCGCGCUCGCGCUCGCCCUCACCAGCACCCCGUUACGAAAUCCGUAACCACUCCAUCCUCGCCGCACCAAACCAAUGGACACGCUUCUCCACACCAACAUCCCUCUCUUCAGUCCGCACAUUCACCUCAUCCCCCAAGAUCUCCUGGCCUGCUGAACCCUCCCCCACCAAUGUCUCCCCGGAACAGCAUACCGUCAUCGAAGACCACAUCGAGACGUUAACCGACAUGUUCGGCACGGCAAAGGACGAGUUUGAGAUCGCGUCCGAGGAGACGGACAAGAACACCACGUACGCACCAGACGAUCGGGAGGCGGCGCGGGAGGAGCUGGACAAGCUGCUCGAGUACUACGGGAGGGUCGUCAGUGAAGCUGACGAGGUUGUGGGGAGCGAGGUCAAGAGGAGGGUCGGGCAUAGGAUUAGGGAGCUGGAGGCCGGAGUCAAGGCACUGGAGGAGAGAGCCUUGGAACACGAUUAG